AAAAGUCACAUGAUAUUGUUAAUGGCGAACGAUGUCUUAUGCUGACGACGAUACAGCAGGAAACUUUGUUGGGUCAUUCCCAAAGGGUUUCGGGUAUGGACCAGAUGAAAAUGAAGUUGAUGGUGUGGCGGCAGCAGCGGAAGAAAAACCAAGGAUAUUAUUGAUGGGACUGCGAAGGAGCGGCAAGUCUUCCAUUCAGAAAGUUGUCUUUCACAAAGUGUCCCCCAAUGAAACAUUGUUUCUGGAAAGUACCAACAAGAUUGUCAAAGAUGAUGUGUCCAACAGCUCCUUUGUACAGUUCCAGAUCUGGGAUCUGCCCGGUCACAUUGACUUCUUUGAUCCCACAUUUGAUUCGGAGAACAUCUUUGGAGGAUGUGGUGCUUUAAUAUUCGUCAUAGAUGCUCAAGAUGACUACAUGGAGGCUCUCUCUAGGCUGCACUCAACAGUGUCCAGAGCCUACAAGAUCAACCCCAAGAUCAAGUUUGAAGUGUUUAUUCAUAAAGUUGAUGGACUGUCUGAUGACCACAAGAUUGAGACUCAGCGAGACAUCCACCAGCGAGCAUCAGACGAUCUGCAGGACACAGGGCUAGAAAGUGUUCAUCUUAGCUUUCAUCUCACAAGUAUCUACGAUCAUUCAAUAUUUGAGGCAUUCAGCAAAGUUGUACAGAAACUGAUUCCUCAGUUACCAGUGUUAGAAAACCUCCUUAAUAUUCUUAUAUCAAACUCAGGCAUAGAGAAGGCAUUUCUGUUUGAUGUUGUCAGUAAAAUCUACAUAGCCACAGACAGUUCUCCUGUGGAUAUGCAGUGCUAUGAGCUCUGUUGUGAUAUGAUUGAUGUCGUCAUUGAUGUGUCCUGUAUAUACGGUGUGACGGAUACCAUACUGGCUAGUAUUCGAGACGAUGGAGCCUUUGACAACCAGUCCGCAGCCAUCAUUAAGCUGAACACCAACACCAUCUUGUAUCUGAGAGAGGUGAACAGAUACCUAGCUCUGGUCUGCAUCCUCAGAGAGGACAGCUUUGAGAGACAAGGUCCUGUUGCAGGUAUCAUCGACUACAACUUCCACUGUUUCCGCCACGCAAUACAGGAAGUGUUUGAUGUCCGGCAGAAGCAGGAGCUUGGCAGUGGGCACCUCAACUCAACAGAACUUGUUCAUUCUAAUGGCAUUGCCAGUAAGAUCCAGUGAUGCCAUUCUGCCUUGACUGAAUCCGAGACAGUGAUUUCCAGUGCAGGCUGUAGGACAUUCUGCUGACAGUGUGGAGUAGGUGAGAGCCAAGCAGUGGUCAUGUCAUACUGAGCAGAAUUGGUCAGAGAAAAUGAAUAUCAAGAAAAUCAAUGUUGCUAUCUGUUGCAGUUGGCAGUGUUGAGAGAGUGAAAUGAUGCACAUCUAUCAGUUAGUUUUGAUACCAUACCAUAAGCUCAUGUCUUGAGAGGUAACUUUCUACAAAUAUAUUGCCCUACAUUGCAAUGAUGUACAUUAUUAGUUCUGGAUCCUGCAAGAAACGUUAAUUGAAUGUAUGAUUGUUAUUGAUAUGUUUAGUUAUUAUUUUCAUAUCAGUCUCAUGAUUAUCAGCUACACCAUGCAACACAUAUUUGCUGCUAUUGUUAUGAUUUGAAACUGUUCCAACACAUGAACUCAACGAUCGCAAUACUUUCAGAAUCAUGUACUCAACAGCAUAUCUUCAAGUCAUCCUGAAUUCUCAAAUAAAUUCCUUGUGACAGUGUUUGUGCAAGGUGUAUUUUGGUAAAGUUCCUUGUGACAGUGUUUGUGCAAGGUGUAUUUUGGUAAAGUUCCUUGUGACAGUGUUUGUGCAAGGUGUAUUUUGGUAAAGUUCCUUGUGACAGUGUUUGUGCAAGGUGUAUUAAGGUAAAGUAAGCAUACAGAAGUUAUGUCAUUGUGUCUGUCCAUAUGAUCAACUGUAGGCCAUCUCACAAUGGGGAAAUGCAGUCAAUAUUUCACUGAAUCACUACACUGCUACAACUUAACCAUCACAAAGCAGUGAUGUAGAAAGUCGAGAAACUGACUAUGGCUCACACUGUCACUGCUGAGUAUACAGCAUACAGACACUUCUUACAGACAGAAUGAACCUAGGAUUGAAUGCAAAUACUUACCUUUAGGUCCAAAAACAACUUUGUCAAAAUUAGAACUGAGGGUUUGAAGUUAGGGGCGAUAUUUUCUACUCAAAAGUUAAACGUGUGUUUGUUUUGUAUUAGUCUAUGAUUAUUCUGUCAUGAUGUAAUUAUCAACAGUAAUGUGAAAGAGCCAGGGUGUUAUUCAACUUAUUUUGUAUAUAGUAUAUGUGAUAGUGUUUCCAGUGUGCAGGCUCUGGGAUCUUCAGAUGAAAAUGACAGAUUUAAGCAGUUUUUAUUUAGACUUGAGUUACUUUCAGCAUCCAGGGGCAGGGUCCUAUCAAUGAAGACUAAGAUAUGCUUUUAUGACAUCUUCCAAAUCAAGUAAUAUAGUUCAAAAAUGGAAACAAUGUUACAAUUAGAGAAUAUUUACUAGGUCUUCACUGUACAGUUUCUUGCUACUUCAGACAGUUCUGUCUCUGUAGACAAACAUUAUUCUUUUUCAAUAGAAUAUGUGCUCAAAGUUUUCAAUGUUCGUCAUUUUGCACAAUGCAGAUUUAAUUAUUUCUUGUAUCUGAUCAAUGGGUUAGACGUAAAGGGCAAUACAUAUACAGUUCUUGCUAGGAUACAAAGGUUGUGAUAUACCAAAAUCUUUAUUGGAAGUAGUUUUCAUUUCUUCAUAUCACAACACCAGUUUCGGAGGAGACACCAUAUUACAUUUAUGUAAAUACCGGUAAGCACAUUGGUAAGCUUUCCAUACAUCUUUACAUCAUUCUUAUAUUGAUGAAGAUUUGUAGUGCUGUGAAUCAACUGUGGAAUGGGGAUACUGUGUUGCUGUAUGUCCAACAGUAAACACAGGCCUACAUGCACAAAGCAGUGGUACCGCCACUGAAAGAAGUUGAGUUCUGAUUGCUGAGACAGCUUUGUGCAGAUGAGCCUCCUAUGGCAAUACAAAGGUGUAUUGCUUUGUCAGGCUGCCAGUAAAUCUUUUGUGCCAAACUUGAGUUUGUGCUUGUCAUAAGGGACAGGACAUGUCAUUUUGCAUCAUACUUACGUCAAUAGUGUGUACUUGUACAGUGUAACAUGUUAAGAUGAUGUUAAGAUGAUGUUGGAAUAUGACCUUUGAUCAUGUGAUUUGAAAUGUAUUGAUCUUGUAAUUUAUGCAUGACCUUGUAGACUUGUGUUAUGAAUUAAGUAUACCUCAGUCAUAGUGAGUGAGUGAGUGGGUGAAUGCUGCUUUAUGCUGUAUCAUCAGAUAUUCCAGUUAUUAAUUAGAGCAACCAACAGUUACACAUGAUAUAUGCACUUCAGUUAUUAAUCUGAAUUCAGCAGAUUAUUUUGUUUCAUUUUUAUGGAUACAGAAAAUGCUAUUUCUGUACACAUUGCAGUUACAAAUACUGUAUUUUGCAGUUUAAAUGUAGAAUAUUGUAUUCAUAAAUAUGGAACAAAUAUUUAUUUUUGUUUGUUGUUUAAAACUGCACUCAACAAUAUUCCAGCAAUAUUACAGUAGCCUGUAAAUAAUCCAGUCUGGACCAGACUUCAUGGGUAUCAAUACUGUAUUUUAUGUUUAUGAAUUCUGUAUUCUGUAGUAAUAAGUCUACAGCAGGUACUAGUAGCAAACAUGGACUGGAUAUGUGUAUCAGCUUUAAUACAGUUCGUCGGGUCCAGUGUUGAUUAUUCAUGGGUAGCCAGUUCAGCUGGAAUAUUGCUGAUGUUUCACUCCACUUCACACACUCAUACUGUGACCAGUUAUCAGCGAGCACUACUAUUAUGGUUUAAUGCAGAGUUACUCUCUCUCUCUCCCUCUUUCCUCCCCCCCCAUAAUUUCCCUGAGGAGCAUUUCCCCCUAACCUUUGGACCUCCUGAUUUAUGUGCACCCCCAUUCUCCGAAAUUCUGGAUCCGCCCCGCAUACAUUGUUUUUUGUUGAAUGCAGAAUUUGCUAGACUUGAUAAAUACAAGCCAGACUGUGUUAUCAUUAAGCUGUAAAUGCCAUUUUCAGCUCUGUGCUAAAUAUGAUAGCGUUUGAACCAGUGUAACAGUGAGAUAAUGAUAUGUCUGGUGCAUGAUUGCAGACCAUAUAUCCUGAUAUUUUCAGUUGAUUGUAAUAUAGUCACUAUCAGUACUUUGUGCAAUGUGAAUAUUUUGUAUGUGUACAUGGGCAGUCAUAGGUCAUAAUAUAUAUUACCAACAUGUUGUACAACUACUGUAAAAACAGAAUGACUGUGCUUUCAUUUGUAAAUAAAAUUUGUAUAUAUUUAUCUAA
Messenger RNA from Haliotis rubra (blacklip abalone), 4331 nucleotides. Its product is annotated as ras-related GTP-binding protein C-like. Gene Ontology annotation, biological process: cellular response to starvation; positive regulation of TOR signaling; regulation of autophagy. The transcript has 11 exons. The coding region runs from base 32 to 1183 and encodes 383 amino acids. The record is from RefSeq and is a predicted model, not a curated record. Lineage: Eukaryota; Metazoa; Mollusca; Gastropoda; Lepetellida; Haliotidae. Gene Ontology annotation, cellular component: Gtr1-Gtr2 GTPase complex; lysosome; nucleus. Gene Ontology annotation, molecular function: GTPase activity; GTP binding.